AAGCUAAAAAUUGUAAUGGUAAAAUUCAUUUAUGUACACAUAAAGAAUUGUAUGGUUUAUUUAAAAAAUUAAAUAAUGAAAUUAUAGAGAAUAUUAAUAGUAAUGGUAGUGUACAAAUUGAAAAUAAUGAUAUUACUAAUUUUUCUUUAAAUUAUUCUGGUUUUAGUAUUAAUUGUGAUCAUGAAAUUGAUAUGCCUGAUUCACCAUCAACAGAAAUUAUUGAAAAUAAUAAAUUACAUAUAGUUUUUUUUCAUAUAAUUUAUUCAGAUAAACCAGAAUUUUGUAUUUACAAACUUAAUAAUGAAUACAUUACUUGUGAAAAAACUUCUAAAAAAAAUGAAGAUGUGAUUAGUAAUAAAUUGAAUCAAAAGUUUUCUUUUAAUUCCAGAUUUGAUGAUAUUGAAUCUAUUCAUGGUAGAUUUAAAUUAUAUGGAUAUUUUUUAAAUGAACUUGAGUUUGAUAUUUUGAAUAAAAGAAAAAUGGAUAAAUUAAAUAAAAUAGAAUUAGAUGAAAUUAUUAGUAAUUUUAAUUUACCAAUUACAAAUACUAUUCGAACAAAAAUUACCAAUUUAAUAUUAGCAAAGAAUCAAAAAUAUUAUGAGAAUAUAUAUAAUAGUAAAAAAAGAAAAUUUGAACAUGAAAUAGAAUUAUUUGAACAUACUAAAAAUAAAAUACUUAAAGAAAUUAAUAGUGAAAAUCCAUAUAUGACUAUUAAUGUAGUAGAAAAAAUUGAAAUUACAAAACGAACAAGUCCAUUUAUUUUUGGAAUU
Molecule: messenger RNA, 770 nt
Organism: Cetraspora pellucida
Lineage: Eukaryota; Fungi; Glomeromycota; Glomeromycetes; Diversisporales; Gigasporaceae
Source: the annotation of a GenBank genome assembly